AUGCAGCCUUACACGAUCGCAGUUCCCGAUGAAGCCUUGCAGGAUCUCAAACAACGCCUUCAACUGGCCAAGUUCCCAUCUCAGCUUGAGUCGCCAGACCAAGACUCAUGGGAUUUCGGCGUACCAGCCAGCGAAGUACAGCGGGUCGUAAAAUACUGGAAAGACGGCUUCGAUUGGCGGAAGGCAGAAUCUCGUCUGAAUGAGCUGCCGCAUUUUCAUACUGAUAUUGAAGUUGAUGGAUUCGGUGUAUUAGAUAUUCACUUUAUUCACCAGACAAGUCCUGUUAAGGGUGCUAUCCCGCUUCUAUUCAGUCAUGGAUGGCCUGGGUCAUUCAUCGAAGUGACAAAGCUUUUGUCAAACCUGAAAGGUGAUGAUGGAAAUCCUGCAUUCCAUGUCGUGGCUCCAUCACUUCCAAACUUUGGUUUCUCCUCAGGAGUUAAUCAUCGCGGAUUUGGCCUGGGCCAAUACGCAGAGACUCUGCACAAAUUGAUGCUCAAGCUGGGCUACAAUCAAUAUGUCACCCAAGGUGGAGACUGGGGCUUCUGGAUCACACGAAGCAUUGGUCUUCUCUAUCCCGAGCACUGUAAAGCCUCACACGUCAACAUGAUCGUCGCGCGGCCACCUCAGUGGAAUACUAGCCCUUUACUCGCUCUACAGCACGCCUUCACACCCUACACUACUCGGGAACGAGAAGGACGCAAGCGAUCUGAAUGGUUCGAUCAAGAAGGAUACGGUUACAAUAUGCUACAGAGCACCAAGCCGCAAACCAUCGGUGCAGCGCUCGCAGACAGCCCAGUCGCUUUAUUAACCUGGAUCUACGAAAAGCUCCACGACUGGACAGAUUCAUACCCCUGGACAGAUGACGAGAUUUUGACCUGGGUUUCAAUUUACUGGUUCUCCAAAGCGGGACCGGAUGCGAGCGUUCGCAUUUAUUAUGAAGCUUUGCAUGCAGAAUCUGUCUCCGGGAUAACAUAUGAUCAGUUGAGGUCUUAUAUCCCUGAGGUCAAACUUGGUCUUGUUCAUCUACCGCGGGAAAUCUCGGUUGUUCCGUCGACAUGGGCUGCGGCACUGGGUCCGGUUGUUCGGCAGAGUGAGCAUACUCAUGGAGGUCAUUUCGCGGCAUGGGAAGUUCCAGAUGCUAUUAUUGAGGAUCUUCGGGCGAUGUUCAGUGAGGGAGGUCCUUGUUACGGGGUGGUGCCCAACAGAAAUGGGUAUUGA
Penicillium subrubescens is the source of this 1218-nucleotide messenger RNA. RefSeq names its product epoxide hydrolase family protein. Gene Ontology annotation, molecular function: epoxide hydrolase activity. The transcript has 4 exons. Gene Ontology annotation, biological process: epoxide metabolic process. Lineage: Eukaryota; Fungi; Ascomycota; Eurotiomycetes; Eurotiales; Aspergillaceae. The record is from RefSeq and is a predicted model, not a curated record. The coding region runs from base 1 to 1218 and encodes 405 amino acids.